AUGAGCCAGAUUCAGCGACACACCUGCAUCAAAUUUCGCCCCAAGACCGCCGAUGACACCUUCUACAUCCGCCUCUUCAAGGGCCAAGGCUGCUACGCCUCAAUCGGCCGCGACCCCGAUUUUCCCGAGGGCCUCGUUUCGCUGGGCGAGGGCUGCUACUACGCCGGCACUGUGGUGCACGAGCUGAUGCACACUAUUGGUUACUACCACGAGCACAAUCGCCACGAUCGGGAUGAUUACCUGCGCAUCUACCCCGACAACAUCAACCCCGAGGACCUGGAGCAGUUUGACAUCAACGAUCGGCGGAAUGAGCGCAUCUUCACCUCUUUUGACUACAACAGUGUGAUGCUGUACGGCCCGCGGGCCUUCAGCAAGGACCAGCACUCGAUUACGAUGGAGCCCAAGCUGGCCGGUUUCUACAUGAUUGAGGUCCAUGAGAAGCCGGGGCUGACCAAGUUGGACGCGGAGA
Molecule: messenger RNA, 469 nt
Organism: Rhagoletis zephyria (snowberry fruit fly)
Lineage: Eukaryota; Metazoa; Arthropoda; Insecta; Diptera; Tephritidae
Product: astacin-like metalloprotease toxin 4
Biological process (GO): proteolysis
Molecular function (GO): metalloendopeptidase activity; zinc ion binding
Source: RefSeq, a predicted model, not a curated record